AUGAACGAGUUGAUCAGCGGACAACGGUUCUUAGGUGAAGUGGACGUCAACUCGUCUGAGAAAGCGGCCAAGAAUCGUAGUUUGGUUACUUCUUUCUUUCUUUCUUUCUUUCUUUCUUUCUUUCUUUCUUUACGUCUUCAGCUUCCCUCUCCCUUCUUCAUCAACUAUCAUCUUCCUUACCCAAUUUUUUUUUCUUUCUUGUGUUUCUUUCGUUCUUUCUUUCGUUCUUUCUCUCUUUCUUUCUUUCGUUCUAUCUUUCUUUCUUCAUUCUUUCUUUUUCUUCUAUCGUUCUUUCUUCAUUCCUCUUUUCUUUUUUUCCUCAUUAAACUCUUUAUUUCCUUUAUCUUUAUUCUUUACUCUCUUCUUUUUACUUUCGUUUUAGUUUCAUUCUCUACUUUUUUCUUUCUCUCUUUCCUUUUUUCUUUCUCUCUUUCCUUUUUCUUUCUUUCUUUCUUUCUUUCUUUCUUUCUUUCUUUCUUUCUUUGCAUUUAG
Acanthosepion pharaonis is the source of this 492-nucleotide messenger RNA. The record is from the annotation of a GenBank genome assembly. Lineage: Eukaryota; Metazoa; Mollusca; Cephalopoda; Sepiida; Sepiidae.